Molecule: messenger RNA, 3491 nt
Organism: Salarias fasciatus (jewelled blenny)
Lineage: Eukaryota; Metazoa; Chordata; Actinopteri; Blenniiformes; Blenniidae
Gene: add2
Product: adducin 2 (beta)
Exons: 15
Coding region: 407-2428 (673 amino acids)
Biological process (GO): barbed-end actin filament capping
Cellular component (GO): postsynaptic density; cytoskeleton; plasma membrane
Molecular function (GO): actin filament binding
Source: RefSeq, a predicted model, not a curated record
GUGAGUUCAGUGGGUUUCAGGAGGGGAGGGGCCGCCUCUUUCCUGAGGAUCCUUACGGUAACCCUUUAGUCUUUUCUCCAAUUACUGAGCCGGAUCACUUUCUAACUUCCUGUUAGUGGUUCUGACGCCGACGCCGACGCCUGCAUGCGAGCUCUUACUGCUUAAUGCUGCAUCUUCUGGAGGUCUGCACUUCCACCGGCCGGGGCCCAGAGGAAUACGGCAUCCUGGUGUGUGAGGGGAAUGUGCUUCGUCUCCAUACAGCCGAUCCAGACGUGACGUGCAGCCCUGGAUACGGGCGGUUUUGUUAGGAAGCUCAGUUGUUGGCGCCGGUGGGUUCGUUCAGCUGUGAGAGCAGUUGUGCCCGCCCACUCCCGGUUGUACGACACCCCGUGCUGAGCAGUCGAAGAUGAGUACGUCUCCCACUCCGAAAGGCACCCCGGUGCAGCGCAGCCCCAGCGACGGCGUCCCCGAGGGCCCCCCGUCGCCCCAGCACUCCACCCCCGGCUCCGGGCCGCCGCACAAGAAGCGCAUCUCCAGCCUCCUCCAGAGUCCGUCUUUCCGGGAGGAGCUGGACGUGCUGAUCCAGGAGCAGAUGAAGAAGGGCGGCAGCUCCUCCAACCUGUGGGCGCUGAGGCAGCUGGCGGACUUCAUGGCGUCUCACGGCUCCCCGGCGGCCCUGCCGGUCUCUCCCUCCAACAUGAUGAUGGUGACGCCCAUCAACGACCUGCACGGCUGGGAUCCCGGCAGCAUGGCGAAGGGCGAGAGGCUGAUGCGCUGCAAGCUGGCCAGCACCCACCGCCUGUUCGACCUGUACGGCUGGGCCCAGAUCAGCCACACCUGCCUCACCCUGCGUGUGAGUAAAGAGCAGGAACACUUCCUGGUGCUUCCGGACGGCCUGGCCUACAGCGAGGUGACGGGAUCCAGCCUGGUGAAGGUGAACAUCCUGGGCGAGGUGGUGGAGAAGGGCAGCACCGGCCUGGGAGUGGACACGGAGAAGUUCAGCCUGCAUUCUGCCAUCUACUCGGCCCGGCCGGACGUCCGGUGUCUGUUUCACCUCCACACGCCGGCCACGGCCGCGGUCUCGGCCAUGAAGCGUGGCCUCCUGCCUCUGUCCCACGAGGCCCUGCUGGUGGGCGACGUGGCCUAUUAUGACUACAACGGAGUCAUGGAGGAGGAGGAGGACCGAGUGGAGCUGCAGAAGAGCUUAGGGCCCACCUGUAAGGUCCUGGUGCUGAGGAACCACGGCAUCGUGGCGCUGGGGGAGUCUGUGGAGGAGGCCUUCUACACCAUCUACCACAUCCAGUCCGCCUGCCAGAUCCAGGUGUCGGCGUUGUGUUCCGCCGGUGGAGAGCACAACCUGAUCAUGCUGGACCGGGCCGUCCACAAGCCCACCCCGGCCGGCACCGUGGGCUGGGCCGGCUCCACAUUCGGCCCGCUGCACAAGAGCCGCGUCGGGGAGCACGAGUUCGAAGCCCUCAUGAGAACUCUGGACAACCUGGGCUACCGUACGGGCUACGCCUACCGCUUCCCGGUGCUGCUGGAGCGAUCCAGGACACGGCGGGAGGUGGAGGUGCCGGCGACCGCCACGGCCUUCCACCAGUUCGACGACGACGGGAUCCACCCGGCGCUGAGGCAGCACCCGUUCGCCCAGCGCCAGCAGCAGGAGCGGACCCGGUGGCUCAACACCCCCAACACCUACCAGAAGGUCAACCAGGAGCAGGCCAGCCCGGGACACCAGCGCACCACCUGGUUGAAAGCAGAAGAGGUGACUCAAGCUGGCAGCACGGCCAUCAAGAUCGAGAACCCGAACCAGUUUGUGCCUCUUUUCACCAACCCUCAGGAGGUGAUCGAGACCCGGAACAAGAUCCGACAGCAGAACCGUCAGGACAUGAAAACAGCCGGACCGCAGUCUCAAGUCCUGGCCAGUGUCAUAACAGAAGACAGUCCUCCGUCCCCCGUCAGCCCCCCUAAACUCCCUCCGGAGCCAGAACCGCCAAAUCCGUUCAACCAGCUGACAGACCAGGAGCUGGAGGAAUACCGCAAGGAGGUGCAGAGGAAGCAGGACGGAGGGACCAACGGGGAGGAGGUGGCAAACGAGCAGGAGUCCUCCCCCGCCACGUCCCCCACAAAGGGCUCCCCGCCCGGCCACCCUCCCCCUCCUCCUCUGGCAGACGAGGCCGAGACCGACUCUCCGGCCAUCCAGAACGGCGGCGAGGAGGAGAAGCAGACGACAGAGGAGCUGGAGAAAGGGAUGAAGGCUCUGUCCACCAACGACACGUCCAGCACGCCCGCCCCGCUGCCCAUCAAGCCGCAGGGCGGCACCCCGGAGGGGUCGCCCUCCAAGUCCCCGUCCAAGAAGAAGAAGAAGUUCAAACCGCCGUCCUUCCUGAAAAAGAGCAAGAAGCAGAAGGAGAAAGCAGAGACCUGAAAUGUUGCAGCAGAUGCACCAGACCUCGGUGAAAUACUCCUGAGAAAUAUUUGCUAGUGUCUACCGGAGAAGCAGACGGAGUCACCUGCAUCGAAUCUACUCAAAGAGCCAUUAAAGAUGUUUACAGACACGGUAGACUAACCCCCCCCCCAUGCUCCACCGCACCGCUGACACUCACCCGUUCAUCUGACCGCAGGUUAAGCGAUAAACACUGGUAACUAUUUCUGCGAUUUGACCGAGGUCGCACGCAGUCCAUCGUUCUGAAGCACUACUUCUGAUCACAUGCACAUUGCUCAUGUCUUAAGUUCACCUGCUGUGCUAACAGUCCACGACUCCACUCCGCUGUACAGAAACAUCUUCCGUUCGGAUCACUGCUGUGAUCCUCGGCUGUCGCCACACACACACAUUUUAUUACAAACCUUUUCUUCCUCUUUUUUUUUUUUUAUUCACAAUGUUGCAAGACACUGAAAACUGAGGUCAACAUGAAUUAUGCACCCCUUCUCCAUGUACAGGCACUUGACUUGUGUAGAUCGACAUUCUCGUGCAGUUCUUCAUCACCGUCUCGUCACCGUUUCCUUUGAUUAUCAGAUAGGUGUUGCAGGUAUACUCUGUGAGCGCGGGUGCCGUACAUGUAGAAAUAUACUGAUAGCAACUGAUUGUGCUCCUCUGAAUGCUGGUUUAGUGUAAAAAAUACUGGUUAUAAUUACAGCAGGGAAGAAUACAGAAAAAGAAAGCAGGGGGAAAAUAAUACUGACUCGCAACCAAACAAACUGCUGCGAUCGCUCAUACUAAUACCAAAAGGAUGAAGAAUCUGUUGCUUGUCUAAUGCAGUUUAAGCCCGAAGGUACAAAACAUUCCACUUUUUUCUCGUUUUCUUUUAAAUGUAUGUGUGCAGAAUACCUCUUGACAGUAAUUAGUUUCCGUUUGAGCCUGUAGCUGUUACUCAAACCGCUGACGUGUGAUGUUUGCUCAUGAUUUUAAUUUAUUUUAUAUUAGGAUGUAUAAGUGAGUGUUGCAAGGUUACCAUGUAUCAGUCAUUAAAAUCAAGUUUGAUUUAAAACCA